This is a messenger RNA of Pungitius pungitius (ninespine stickleback), 1197 nucleotides long. It is a transcript of the gene mrpl3, whose product is annotated as mitochondrial ribosomal protein L3. Lineage: Eukaryota; Metazoa; Chordata; Actinopteri; Perciformes; Gasterosteidae. The transcript has 10 exons. Bases 142 to 1167 code for a protein of 341 amino acids. The record is from RefSeq and is a predicted model, not a curated record. Gene Ontology annotation, biological process: translation. Gene Ontology annotation, molecular function: structural constituent of ribosome. Gene Ontology annotation, cellular component: mitochondrial large ribosomal subunit; ribosome.
AUUAUUGUGACGUACCGGAAAAAGCCAGGGUGACAUUUAGCACAGGACGAAAGCGAAGGCAUGGUUGUGUGUAUGUUGUGAGAGGUCGUGCCGCUCUAGUUUUUGUGCAGUUUUUAUAUUGUGUACACGUCUAAGAGCGCAAUGGCGGCGUGGAGCUGUCGACUUCUUCUUCAGCGGGGAACUCGAGUGAUUUCUCUCCGGACGGCGGCUGAAAGUCCUCCCCAUUUGGUGGGUUGCAUUAGAUCAGUAAACACCACGACGUGGUUUGAUGAACACCUCACAGAGGACAACCAGGAGUACAUGAGGAAAAGCAUGGCGCAGGAAUACAGGAGACAAACCGCAGAUAGUCUCAACCCACUCAAAGAUGAGCCGUGGCAGCGCCAUGAGUGGACACCGGGUAGUCGAAGAGUUGGGCUAGUAGCCGUGAAGUUGGGUAUGGCUCCUAUCUGGACGAAAACAGGGGAAAGACAUGUCGCCACAAUGUUACAGGUGCAGGACUGCCAUGUAAUAAAGCACCUGUCCAAGGAAGAUUUCGAUGGACACACCGCCGCCCUCUUGGUUGGAGGAAAAAACGUAUCACCAUUCCAUAAGUCUGAAGAGCAAAUGGAGAAGUUCAGGAACGCCGGCGUGCCCCCGAAACAAAAACUCACCACCUUCAAAGUCUCAGACAACGCCCUCAUAAAGCCAGGCACUCCUCUUUUCGCGGCACAUUUCCGUCCAGGCCAAUAUGUGGAUGUCACUGCCAAAUCCAUCGGUAAGGGUUUUCAAGGUGUGAUGAAGAGAUACGGGUUCAAAGGUCAGCCGGCCACCCACGGCCAAACCAAAACUCAUCGCCGACCAGGAGCUUCUGGACCUGGAGGGGAUCCGGCCAAAGUCUUCAAAGGGAAAAAGAUGCCUGGCAGGAUGGGCAACGUCUUUGUCACAGCUUACGGACUGAAGAUAUGGAGGGUCAAUACCAAGUGCAACGUGCUGUAUGUCAACGGCUCGGUCCCUGGCCACAAGAACUGCGUGUUAAAGAUUAGAGAUACUCUCCUGCCAACAAGGAGCUCCACCCUGCUCAGCCUUCCUUUCCCUACUUACUUCACAGAAGAGGAAGGCGACCUGGACGAAGACCUGUACGACGACAACUUGUUCAUUCACACAGACCCAUCGCUAGCACUGACCUAAACCCCCCCCUUCCACACACACACACACCAC